Epinephelus moara (kelp grouper) is the source of this 2687-nucleotide messenger RNA. RefSeq names its product prolyl-tRNA synthetase 2, mitochondrial (gene pars2). The record is from RefSeq and is a predicted model, not a curated record. Bases 159 to 1610 code for a protein of 483 amino acids. Gene Ontology annotation, cellular component: cytoplasm; mitochondrion. The transcript has 4 exons. Gene Ontology annotation, molecular function: proline-tRNA ligase activity; ATP binding. Gene Ontology annotation, biological process: prolyl-tRNA aminoacylation. NCBI's taxonomy places the organism in Eukaryota, Metazoa, Chordata, Actinopteri, Perciformes, Serranidae.
CCUCUGGUCCUGUCGCUGAGGAAGACAGCAUGGUGCGGGGACCUUCAAUGUUGUGCAGUCUGUCAACCUCUUAGAAAUGAAAGUCUUUAUACAUAUCCUCAGAUAAUCUACUCGGAACAGUCAGACAGUAGUUGCCGCUCUCAAAGUCUGGAUAUACCAUGGAGCCCAUAAUGAAUCAGAUUUGGCCGAGAGUCUUCCAGCGGCUCCACAGAACCUCAUUACUUCCCCGCAGGAACCAUUCAGGAUGUGCUGAGCAUGCUAAUGUCCCUGCCUCCACCAACUCCAAACGUAUAAAGCCCACACUCUUGGUGUCCCGCCUCUACCAGCCCUCAAACCUGCGUGAUAUGGGACAGGACAGCCGGCUGCAAGGAGAGAUGACUUGUAAGAGCCAAAGGCUCAUGCAGAAGGCCGGGCUCAUCCAUCUGUCAAAUCCUGGUUGUUACUACUACCUUCCUGCCACCGUCCGCUCCAUGGAGAAACUGGUGAGAGUGAUUGACCAAGAGAUGCAGGGGAUUGGCGGGCAGAAGCUGGACAUGCCCAGUUUGUGCUCAGCUGAUCUUUGGAAGACCAGUGAGCGCUGGGACCUGAUGGGAAAGGAGCUGUUCCGCCUGAAAGAUCGCCACGGAGCCGACUACUGCUUGGGUCCAACACACGAGGAGGCAGUGACGACUCUAGUCGCUCACCAGGCGACACUCUCCUACAGACAACUCCCUCUGCUUCUCUAUCAGAUCACCCGCAAAUUCAGAGAUGAACCAAAGCCAAAGUUUGGUCUGCUUCGAGGGAGGGAGUUUUACAUGAAGGACAUGUACUCAUUUGAUGUGAGUGAAGAAGCAGCUUACGAGACCUAUGAAUCUGUGUGCCAGGCGUACACCAGGCUCUUCGCCCGGCUGGGUCUGCGAUGUGUUCAGGUGCAGGCAGACACAGGAAAUAUCGGCGGUAAACUCUCCCACGAGUUUCAGCUGCCAGCCGACAUCGGUGAGGACCGGCUACUGGUUUGUGGGAACUGCUCCUUCUCUGCUAACGUAGAGACCAUGUCAUCAGACAGAACUGACUGCCCACAGUGUAAAACUGGCACACUGGUAGAGUCAAAGGGUGUAGAGGUCGGCCACACCUUUUACCUGGGUAAAAAAUACUCUCACAUAUUCAAUGCCACUUUCAGCAAUGCCCAGAACAAGCCUAGUAUAUCAGAGAUGGGUUGCUAUGGUCUUGGGGUUACCCGUAUUCUUGCCGCAGCCAUCGAGGUGUUGUCAACAGAAGAGGGGAUCCGUUGGCCAGGCCUUCUCGCCCCUUACCAGGUGUGUGUUUUACCCCCAAAGAAGGGCAGUAAGGUGGAUGAGGCAGCAGUCUUAGCUGAGGAGCUGGUUCACACUUUGGGAGACACUCUGCCACGUUUAAGAGGUGAGGUUGUUCUUGAUGACCGUAUGCAGAUGACCAUUGGGAAGAGGCUGAAGGAUGCCGGCAGACUAGGCUACCCAUAUGUCAUUGUAGUAGGACAGGGAGCUCUGGAGGAAACACCCAGGUUUGAGGUGAUCUGUCAGCAGACAGGUGAGACAAUUUCUCUCAGUAAAGAUGGACUGUUGGAUCUUCUGGGAAGAGUGGAAACUGUAUGAAAAACAACUCUCAAUGUGGAAAUAAAGUUUUUAUAUUUGUGUGCAUGAUUUAAUCAAUGAGGUGGUGGGAAGAGAACACAAAAGCCUUGUGUAUUUUGUUUUGUCUAAAAGGACUGGAAGAUCUGUUUUUGUUUUGCAAAGUUAUAAAGACUAUAAUUUACUUGAAUUUGCUUGAUAAUGGACCUCAGGUUAUUAAAUAGCAUUUGGUUACCAUGAUGUGAUACACAAUUAAUUUUUGUGGCUUUUCAUGUUCCAGUACAAAUAAAAAUGAGAGGUGAACAGAAAAAAUGACCAUUUUUUGUCAUGUUAUAAUAUGCAUUAGUAACAUAUAACUGACCUCUUAGUCAAUGCUGGCAUUUGGUAAAUACUGUAAAUACAACCAUGUCCUUUAAAGUUAGGGAAAAGCAAAAAAUACAUACAUAACAACCAUUUCCACUGAAAGGAGUUAUUCAGAUUUUUAAGCAAAAGUAGUAUUACCACAGUAUGUAAGCACUGUGAAUACUUCACAAAAGUAGUGGUCAAAAAGUUAAAUAUGCAAGUUAGCCACACUGAAUAGAGUCAUUAUGUGUAAUUUAUUUAUUCUGAUGAAUUUUAUUGUUGCUGUUAAAAGUCACUUUCAACUGUUUUACAUUUUGCAUCAUAUUGUCUUCAAAAAAAACAAAAAAAACCAUGAAUAACUGUCAAGUAAAUCAAGUAGGCUAAAAAGUACUUGUGUUAAGUAUCACACCAUAAAAAUAAAGUAGAAUUAUGUUUAAAUGUAUUGAUUUACUUUCUACCACUUCCUCGUCAUAUUAUCAUUUACAGUGGUGGAAGAAGCAUUUAAAUCUCAAGCGAAAUGCCAAUAUCAUUAAAAUACUGCAGUAAAAGUCCUGCAUUCAAAAUUUUGCAUGUAAAAAAAAUAGAACCAUAAAAGCAAGAUUAUCUCGUUAUGGAGAUUUGAUCAUUUAAGAGACAUCUUUUAUAAAUUAAAAAGCAGGAAGUUAUUGUCACUGGUUUAAGUUAUAGUUUAUUUUCUGUUGUGUCGUUAAGUUUGUAACAAUAUAUGGUAUUUAAUACAAUAAUCGUUAGUUUUGUAUG